AUGACCACCCAAAAUGACGACGUCGAAUUCUGUACUUUGGGAAUGUUCAUUAUUGAUGAUAUUGAUUUUGGAGGUAUAAGGCCGGGAGUCAAGGAUAUCACCGGUGGUGCAGCCUCCUUUGCAGUAAUUGGUGCACGCUUGGUUUCAGGCUCCAAGCAUGCGCGAGCUGUUAGCUGGAUUGUAGAUGUUGGCUCGGAUUUCCCAUCGGAGACCCUCGCUGUGAUCAAAUCAUGGAAUACCGACUGUCUCUUCAGGGAGGAUACCAGCAGACUAACCACGAGGGCGUGGAACGGAUAUCAUCCCAAUGAGCAACGAGACUUCAAAUACUUGACUCCAAAACUGAGACUGGAGCCUGAAAUGCUUUCUGACAAACAAUUAUGGUCGAAAACAUUUCACAUGGUGUGUUCCGCAUCCCGCUGCAUUUAUAUAGUGCAGACCAUCUUGCAGCGACGAGAGGGUUUGCACAAGGCGGGGAAGUCCCCGUCCGCAGCACAUGCAUUGCAGCGCCCUAUAUUCGUCUGGGAACCUGUUCCAGACCUCUGCACCCCAGAGGAACAACAUAAUUUCUUCGCCGCAAACAAAGUUGUGGACGUGGUAAGUCCAAACCACAUGGAACUUGGCAUGAUGUUCGAUCAGUCCAGCUGGACCGAGGACAGCCAAGACGGUCGGGACUUGGUCAGAACAAUUACAGAGUCCGGCAUCGGGCCAGAUGGGAAUGGCAUGCUGGUGAUUCGAGCCGGAAAGGACGGCAGCUACGCCUACUCUAAGAACUGCAAGAUUUGGCUUCCCGCGUACCACCAGCCAGACGCUUCGGGUUCCUCGCCUGUCAUCGACCCCACAGGCGCUGGUAACUCUUUCCUGGGCGCUUUAGCGCAGGGAAUGGUGACUACAGGCCGGGAGCCCUUUCAAGUCAUCCAGUCUGUCUUAUCCCAGUCAGAAAACUGGGAGAAGGGGCUUGACUCGUGGGGGAGCUACCAGAACUAUCCCAUGGCGCUCAUUUGCGCAACUGUUGCAGCGGGUUUCGUGGUGGAACAAAUUGGUGUUCCCCAAAUUAGCGAUGAGAAUGGAGAGGAAUUGUGGAAUCAAUCUGGAUUCACGGAACGUGUCCGCCUGUACACGCAGCGAUUAUCGAAGACACUUGAAGAGUCUCCCCGGAAGCACCUGCUGACCAAUUGA
This is a messenger RNA of Penicillium salamii, 1176 nucleotides long. The record is from the annotation of a GenBank genome assembly. Lineage: Eukaryota; Fungi; Ascomycota; Eurotiomycetes; Eurotiales; Aspergillaceae.